AGAGGUGAAAGGAAAGAGCGAGGCAAAGGGGAGGAAGCGGAAAAGUGACAGUGACGCCGGCACGAGGAACAAGAAGGAGCGGUGUUCUGGUUCGGCUAGCGAGGAGGACGAAGCGGCCGAGGGGGACGGGGCCGGCCCGGAGGCCGAGCAGCCGGCAGAAGUGAAACAGGAAGCGGCAGUGAAGCGUGAAGAGGCUGAUGGCGAGGAUGCAACAACCAAAUCCAAGGGCUCAAAAGACGUGAAAAAGGAGAGGCCAAUGACUGGAAUAUUCGGCCUUUCGAACAAGUCAGAUUCGAACGGCCAAGCCAAGACCGACGGUAACGAGUACGACCCGUCGAAAAAGAAGUAUCACCCGGUGAAAGACGCGAUAUGGAAUGCCGGGCAAAAGGUGCCGUACCUGGCGCUGGCGCGCACGUUCGAGCUGAUCGAGAGCACCAGCGCGCGCCUCAAGAUGAUCGACAUCCUCUGCAACUACCUGCGCUCGGUGGUGGCGCUCAGUCCGGACGACCUGCUUCCCUCCGUAUACCUGUGCCUCAACCGGCUGGCGCCCGCUUACCAUGGCAUCGAGCUCGGCAUCGGCGAGGGCGCCAUCACCAAGGCGGUGGCGCUGUCCACGGGCCGAACCGUGGACAAGGUGCGCGCCGAGGCGGGCGAGCGCGGCGAUCUGGGCCUGGUGGCCGAGGCCAGCAAGACCCGCCAGAGGCUGAUGUUCCGGCCGGCGCCGCUCACCGUGGCCGGCGUAUUCCGCGCGCUGUGCCAGAUCGCCGAGAUGACCGGGCACGCGGCGAUGAACAAGAAGGUGGAGAAGAUGCAGUCGUUGAUGGUGGCCUGCCGGCACGCCGAGACACGCUUCAUCGUCCGCUCCCUGAGUGGCAAGCUCAGGAUCGGCCUGGCCGAGCAGUCAGCCCUUCAGGCACUGGCCCAGGCGUGCGUGAUGACGCCGCCGGAACAGCCUCGACCAGCCGAGCAGCUGGACGCCACUGCCGGCCUGUCCGCCGAGAAGGCCAAGGCCAAGGUGGAGGAGGCGGCGCUGGUGCUCAAGACCGUCUACUGCGAGUGCCCGACCUAUGACGAGAUCGUGCCGGUGCUGCUGGAGCACGGACUGCAGAAGCUGCCCGAACACUGCCGCAUCCGGGCCGGUGUGCCGCUCAAGCCCAUGCUGGCCCACCCCACCAAGGGCGUGUCGGAGGUGCUGUCGCGGUUCGAGGGCGCCCAGUUCACCUGCGAGUACAAGUACGACGGCGAGCGCGCGCAAAUUCACCUGCUGGAGGACGGCUCGAUACACGUCUACAGCCGGAACCAGGAGGACAACACCACCAAGUACCCGGACAUCAUCGCUCGCUUCAAGGCUUGCCUCACUGGCGAUGUCAGCUCGUGCAUCCUGGACUCGGAGGCGGUGGCGUGGGACACCGAGCAGAAGCAGAUCCUGCCGUUCCAGGUGCUCAGCACACGCAAACGCAAGGACGCCGGCUCGUCGGAGAUCAAGGUGCAGGUGUGCGUGUUCGCGUUCGACUUACUGUUCCUCAACGGGGAGUCCCUCGUCACCCAGUCGUUCGAGCACAGGAGAGAGAGGCUACGCAACAGCUUCAAGGAGGUGGAGGGUCAAUUCACGUUUGCCAAGAGCAUGGACUCAACCAAUGUGGAAGACAUAGCUGAGUUUUUGGAUGAGUCUGUGAAAGGCAACUGCGAGGGCCUGAUGGUCAAGACGCUGGACAGAGACGCCACGUACGAGAUCGCCAAACGGUCGCGCAACUGGCUCAAGCUCAAGAAGGACUAUCUGGACGGCGUGGGCGACACGAUCG
Molecule: messenger RNA, 1802 nt
Organism: Pollicipes pollicipes
Lineage: Eukaryota; Metazoa; Arthropoda; Thecostraca; Pollicipedomorpha; Pollicipedidae
Product: DNA ligase 1
Biological process (GO): DNA biosynthetic process; DNA recombination; Okazaki fragment processing involved in mitotic DNA replication
Cellular component (GO): mitochondrion; nucleus
Molecular function (GO): DNA ligase (ATP) activity; ATP binding; DNA binding
Source: RefSeq, a predicted model, not a curated record